Acytostelium subglobosum LB1 is the source of this 1665-nucleotide messenger RNA. RefSeq lists its product as hypothetical. The transcript has a single exon. The record is from RefSeq and is a predicted model, not a curated record. Bases 1 to 1665 code for a protein of 554 amino acids. NCBI's taxonomy places the organism in Eukaryota, Evosea, Eumycetozoa, Acytosteliales, Acytosteliaceae.
AUGGUUGUCAAGAAAUUAUACCCAUUCAUUAACUCAUUGGAGGUUAAGAGUGCUGGCAGUACUACUACUACUUGGGUCAACAGAGAUUUGAAGGAUCUAAAGGUCACACAACCAGCAACUAUUCUAGUUGCCGCCGAUACCUUCUUCAUUACAUCGAUCGAUGAUAAGGAGGGAAAGCAGAAUCACAACAGUGCCUACGAUCGCGUGCUCAAGAACUUUGAAGACUGCGUCCAAGCCCUCUUGCCAUACUUUAGCGAGAUCAGGUUUGUGAGCACUGGUCACGAGUAUGAUGAGACAGCCUCAAAGCAACAGACUGUUGUUACAAGCAAUGACUCGACUACAACUGCUGAUGCCCCCGCUGCUCCUGCUGCCCCUGCUACUCAAGACACAACCUCCACCUCGACCACUACCACAGCCGCCACAUCACCAGCAACAGACUCGACAACUGCGACGACCACUACUACUACCGACGCACCAAACAGAAGAGAGGCUACAUCGGAGAAGGCAAGAUUCAUGAAUGGUGAACGCGAUGCUAUCACGAGAUACAGGUUCCGUUGCAUCGAACCAUUCAUUCUGAAACGUAUCGAGCAGAUCAAUGGCGAGAACCCCAAUGUUAAGGUGUCAAUGGAGCAGGCUGUGACCAAGUCGCGCGAGGAGGUCAUGAUGAUGGCCAACCAGUACAUUGCCAACAAGAAGGACUCCACUGUCUACGUGCUGGCCGAUGCCGAGUACAUCUUCUUCCACUCGGACCAGCAGCCCAGCAAGAACGACGGCGAGCUGGUCGUCGUGUGUCUCGACAAGAAGUCCAAGAAGUACAAGUACUUCAAGCGCUCAGAGUUCUUGCGCGUGCUGCUGGGCAGCGACGACAUUGACACACAGCUGCUGCCGGCCAUCGCCUGCAUGUUGCUGGACCUGGAGAACGAGUUCAAGAAUGACGCACAGGUGGACAAGUGUCAGCAGUGUAAAUACGACGCCAACGGCUGCGCCGAGUUCAAGCGCGGCGACAACGUCUACACGACCAAGCAGCACCACGCUCUGAUCUGCCCCAACAAGGUGGCCGACAUUGUCAAGCAGGUGCUGGAGAAGGGCGUCGAGGCCACCAACACGGCCUCCAAGAAAUACAGAUGCUUCUCGCUCAAGACGGUCGAGGAGCGCCACAAGCAGUUCAGUGGCGAGCAGUUGGACAAGAUCAAGCGAUACGCCUUCCCCGACGCACUGUUUGAGCAGACACCCAUGGAGGAGAUGGUCACCGAGGCGAUCCUCGAUGACAUUGCCACCGGCAAGCUGACCGUGCGUCAGGCUGCGCUCAAGUGCACCCUCCAGGAGGCGCGCUACAACGGCUUUGCCGAGGCGGCCAACGUAAUUGUGGACCCACGUCUGGAUGGCAAGAGAAGAAAGAUACUAAGGAAGGACUUUGACUUUGUGGCAUGCUAUCGCUAUCAUCUGUACAACCUCUGGGUGCACCUGCAGUCCAAGGGCGUGGAGGUCACGCUCACCAAGGACGACCUGCUGAACUUUAUCUUCAGCGACUCGCGCAGUGAGCUCGCACCACCCGUCACUGUCUCUGCCGUCGCCAAGAAGGAGGCUGCCAAGAAGGCUGCCGCCAAGAAUGACGCCAAGUCCAAGUUCCAGUUCCUCUCGAUGGAUGAUGAGGAUGAUGAUUAG